UGCUAAUCAACACGGAAGACAAGCUCAUUCAGUUCUCGUCAGCACGGCCCACUCAGCAGACAUUCUUCCUCGUCCGUCCGUGGAAUCGUCAUGAUCUCGGGCUACUUGACUUUGCAGAUGAAACGCAGAGCAUGGAUGAAACCGGGUCUGCAUCAGAUGGAUCUCUCGGCAGUUCUCCAAGAGGCAAGAAGCCAGCUAAUUCAAAGUCUCACUCGCGAGCGUCAAAGUUAAUCGCUCGCCUUCGACAGCCUUUUGGCUCACUUCUGCCCAUGCAGCAGCAUGGUGGGAAGUACAAGAAUUCAGCGUCUCACUCGCGAGCGUUAAGGUUGAUCGUUCGCCUUGGGCAGCCUUUUGGCGCACUUUUGCUAGCACAGCAGCAUGGUGGGGAGUAUAAGAGAAUCGCGUCGGAUCACAAUAUCAUUGCGCAAGUCAAGGACAAGACUGCUGUUCGUGACAUGAUGGAUGCCAGGACACUAGAGAUAUUGUAGUUGCAUGGAGUUUGAAACACGGAGAUCUCGGACGCAUUUUCAUUCAUACCGUAGGCGCUCGUCGUAUUUGUAUUGCACACUGACCUACUUACAAUUACCACUGCGAUUGUAUUAUCGAAUCAUUGCUGACCACACCAGCUGAGGAUGUGUUUUUUGUCCAUCCUGCUACGUCGAGUCACUCAAUGAAUGUCC
This is a messenger RNA of Suillus paluster, 680 nucleotides long. RefSeq lists its product as uncharacterized. NCBI's taxonomy places the organism in Eukaryota, Fungi, Basidiomycota, Agaricomycetes, Boletales, Suillaceae. The record is from RefSeq and is a predicted model, not a curated record. The transcript has a single exon. The coding region runs from base 132 to 488 and encodes 118 amino acids.